AUGGGGCGGCAGUGGGGGCCCGCCAUGAGGACGGCGGAGCAGGCAGGCUGCGUGGUGAGCGCCUCCCGGGCCGGCCAGCCCGAAGCAGGCUUGUGGAGCUGCAGCGGGGUGAUCCUGAGCCGCAGCCCGGGCCUUGUUCUGUGCCACGGGGGUAUCUUCACCCCCUUCCUGCGGGCGGGCAGCGGGGUCCUGACCGCGGCCAGCGCUGCCUUCCUGCCCGGCGACAGUUGCAACGACGACCUGCGCCUGCACGUGCAGUGGAGCCCAAUGGCCGCGAGUCCCGCAGGCCGCUCGGAGAGGGGCCGUCCGGAGUUGUGCACGCCUCAGUGCGCGGGCCUCGAGCCCCGCUCGUCCGCCCGGCCCCGCGGGCGGCCCCUGCAGCCCCCGCGCCCUGCCGAGCUGCUGCUGCUGCUGAGCUGUCCGGCCUUCCGGGCCCACUUCGCGCGCCUCUUCGGGGGUGACGCGGCCGAGCAGUGGCGCUUCGCCAGCGGAGCGCCGGACGACGAGGUGUCGGAGGAUGAGGAGGAGGAUCAGCUGAGAGCGCUAGGCUGGUUUGCACUGCUGCGCGUGCGGUCUGGCGAGGCAGCAGCCGAGGAGGAUGCGGACGAGCUCGGGGCGGCCGUGGCUGUGGCGCCUCUUGGGACUGUGCCCAAGGGCGCGCCGCUGCUGGCCUGCGGCUCCCCGUUCGGCGCCUUCUGCCCUGACAUCUUUCUCAACACACUGAGCCGCGGCGUGCUUAGCAACUCUGCCGGUCCGUUGCUGCUCACCGACGCGCGCUGCCUACCAGGCACCGAGGGCGGCGGAGUGUUCGCGGUGCGGCCCGCGGGCGCGCUGGUGGCGCUGGUGGCGGCGCCGCUCUGCUGGAAGGCGCGCGAAUGGGUGGGCCUCACGCUGCUUUGCGCGGCCUCCCCCCUGCUCCACGCCGCCCGCGCCGCGCUUGUCGGCCUGCACCCGGGCUCUGAGGUCCUAGCCGCCCAGCUGCCGCCCGAGGUGGGCGCCAUGCGGAGCCUGCCCCUCCAAGACCCCGGACUCCCUUGGGCAGCCGCGGCUGUGCUGGUGGAGUGCAGCACCGUAUGGGGCUCCGGAGUGGCCGUGGCGCCCCGCCUCGUGGUGACUUGCCGGCAUGUGGUCCCUCGGGAGGAGGCCAGGGUCCUGGUGCGCUCCGCCAUCCCCAAGAGUGCCGCCAUCUGGGGCCAUGUGGUGUUUGCUACCCAGGAGAUGUCUCCCUAUGACAUAGCAGUGGUGAGCCUGGAGAAGAGCCUGGAUGGCAUCCCCAUGCCUGUGCCCGCUGAGCACUUCCAUGAAGGCGAGGCUGUCAGUGUGGUGGGCUUCGGCGUCUUUGGCCAGGCUUGUGGGCCCUCGGUGACCUCGGGUAUCCUGUCAGCUGUGGUGCAUGUGGACGACAGGCCGGUGAUGCUGCAGACCACGUGUGCUGUGCAUGGAGGCUCCAGUGGAGGACCUCUCUUCUCCACCCGCUCAGGGGACCUCCUGGGCAUUGUCGCCAGCAACACCCGGGACAAUAACACAGGGGCCACCUACCCCCACCUGAACUUCAGCAUUCCCAUCACGGUGCUCCAGCCGGCCUUGCAGCAGUACAGUGAGACCGGUGACCUGCGCAGUCUCCGCCAGCUGGACCGUGCCACCGAGCCAGUCCAGGUGGUGUGGCGGCUGCAGCGGCCCCUGGCAGAGGUCCCCCGAAGCAAGCUCUGA
Molecule: messenger RNA, 1710 nt
Organism: Trichechus manatus latirostris (Florida manatee)
Lineage: Eukaryota; Metazoa; Chordata; Mammalia; Sirenia; Trichechidae
Gene: TYSND1
Product: trypsin like peroxisomal matrix peptidase 1
Exons: 4
Coding region: 1-1710 (569 amino acids)
Biological process (GO): protein processing; regulation of fatty acid beta-oxidation
Cellular component (GO): peroxisome
Molecular function (GO): serine-type endopeptidase activity
Source: RefSeq, a predicted model, not a curated record